Messenger RNA from Penicillium cinerascens, 780 nucleotides. RefSeq lists its product as uncharacterized. Bases 1 to 780 code for a protein of 259 amino acids. The transcript has 2 exons. Lineage: Eukaryota; Fungi; Ascomycota; Eurotiomycetes; Eurotiales; Aspergillaceae. Gene Ontology annotation, biological process: alanyl-tRNA aminoacylation; regulation of translational fidelity. The record is from RefSeq and is a predicted model, not a curated record. Gene Ontology annotation, molecular function: Ser-tRNA(Ala) deacylase activity; alanine-tRNA ligase activity; ATP binding.
AUGGCUCAACCCACGGAGGCAGUAUACCUCCACGACGCCUCUCUGAGAACACUGGCCACAAAGAUCGUGUCCUGCCAACCAGUCUCAUCGCUCAGCGAGGAAGAAAAGUUCCUCGCCAAAAAUGUCUCGCCAGAAGACUCGGCCAUCACUACACGCCAGACUAUCCUGUACCCACAGGGUGGCGGACAGCCCAGCGACACGGGCUCAAUCGCACCGGUAGACCGAGAGCCUUCAUUCACCGUAUCUCUAGUGCGCAAGAUGCAAGACGGAAGAAUUCUCCAUUUUGGCAAGUCCAGGACAACCACCACGUUCUCUGCAGGCCAAUCCGUUAUCCAAAAAGUCGACGACGCCAAACGUGACUACCAUUCACGACUGCACACGGGCGGUCACAUCGUCGGCCUGGCAAUGCAACUCCUCAUGCCGCAGAUGAAGAAAGUCAAAGCGAAUCAUUUCCCCGGAGAGGCGUGCAUGGAAUACGAGGGGUUAUUGUACAACGAGCAUAAGCCGCAAAUCCAGGCGAAGGUGGAUGAACUCGUUCAGCGGGACCUGCCCAUUCUGCUUUCGUGGGUUGAGGAUGCCUCGGAUCUGGAGGAUGUUGAAGGUCGGGGGAAGGAUCGGGAUGGACCUGUUCGGGUUGCGAGUAUUGGUGGGCUUGAUAAGAAUCCUUGUGGUGGGACGCACGUUCCGCGGACUGGUUUGGUUGGGUCUAUUACGAUACGGAAGAUUAGUCGGCAGAAGGGGGUUAGUCGGGUUUCGUAUGAGGUCGAGCCGAAGUUAUGA